AUGUCUAUGCAAAUGCUAAUAACGCCCAAGAACAAGUACAAUCCCAAGCUACUCAAACAAAUCAAAAGGAUAAACAACUUGAGAGGCACACCAAAGAACAGUUAUAAAUUCGAUGCGUCAAAAUACAAAGAGCUUGAAUUGUUCAUAUAUCAACAACGUCCCUUCGUUUAUAAACCAGCAAAUGGAAUCAGGUAUUUUUGGAAAGAGUCAUUGCCUACAUUGAGGUACCACAAUCCAGAUGUCCAAUUCACUGUCACUAAUGUCACUGUUGAAAAUGAAGAAGAUUUACCAAAAUUACCUUUGAAAUUACAAAUACACGGUCAAACAGAGGAAAACAGUUCUGUAAUUGAUUGUGCUAGUAAGCCACCACAUCAAAUCUUUAGUGAAUUAAUCAAACUUACAAAUGCCAGAAAAUUAACAGAGGAAGAGAUCCCAAAGCUCCCACUUAGACCAGCUAAAAAAUAG
Lodderomyces orthopsilosis Co 90-125 is the source of this 465-nucleotide messenger RNA. RefSeq names its product mitochondrial 54S ribosomal protein mL61. Gene Ontology annotation, molecular function: structural constituent of ribosome. Bases 1 to 465 code for a protein of 154 amino acids. The transcript has a single exon. NCBI's taxonomy places the organism in Eukaryota, Fungi, Ascomycota, Pichiomycetes, Serinales, Debaryomycetaceae. The record is from RefSeq and is a predicted model, not a curated record. Gene Ontology annotation, cellular component: mitochondrion.